Molecule: messenger RNA, 935 nt
Organism: Vollenhovia emeryi
Lineage: Eukaryota; Metazoa; Arthropoda; Insecta; Hymenoptera; Formicidae
Gene: ND-23
Product: NADH-ubiquinone oxidoreductase subunit 8
Exons: 4
Coding region: 178-804 (208 amino acids)
Biological process (GO): mitochondrial respiratory chain complex I assembly; mitochondrial electron transport, NADH to ubiquinone
Cellular component (GO): membrane
Molecular function (GO): NADH dehydrogenase activity; 4 iron, 4 sulfur cluster binding
Source: RefSeq, a predicted model, not a curated record
GCGUAUUAACGCGACAUCUGUGGCGUUACAUCAUGGCAUGGUGCCGCAUUUAUGUACGUAGUGUGUUAAUUUUAGUAUGAUAUUUUGUUAAUAUUCUGUAUAAUAAAUAUCCUCGGAGAAAUCGUUGACGAACCAACGUGAAUGGUCAACCUUGUCGACUUCUAAACAAGGGUGGUAAUGAUGGGCCCCUUGCAGAUAUUUACGCUAUCUGGAAAACUCGCUCCAAGAUUUCUCAGGAUUGCUCCGAAGGGAGUAAGUGUAUACCUGAGUCGGAACAAAUAUUACUAUGUAAGAGAGGACAAGGAGCAGAACUGGACAGAUAUUAUGGAAGCCGCGUCUACGCAUAUGUUUUUCCACGAGCUUUUUCGAGGCUUUGGAAUUAUUUUGUCGCAGGUGUUUAGAGAGCCAGCGACGAUAAAUUAUCCCUUUGAAAAGGGUCCCUUAAGCCCGAGAUUUAGGGGAGAGCAUGCUUUGAGAAGGUACCCGUCUGGGGAAGAAAGAUGUAUCGCUUGUAAAUUAUGUGAGGCGAUAUGUCCUGCGCAAGCUAUUACAAUCGAGGCGGAGGAAAGAGCAGACGGAUCUCGACGGACUACAAGAUAUGACAUUGAUAUGUCUAAAUGUAUCUAUUGCGGCUUUUGCCAAGAGGCUUGUCCGGUAGACGCUAUUGUGGAGGGUCCCAACUUCGAAUUUUCAACCGAAACUCACGAGGAAAUGCUGUACAACAAGGAGAAACUUUUAAAUAAUGGGGAUAAGUGGGAAUCUGAAAUUGCUAGUAAUAUCCAUGCUGAUCAUUUGUAUCGUUAAACAUUGUGUGUAACGUAGUCGCAUUUAAUGAUCAAGUAAAAAGAUGGAGUUGAAUAUCAGAGAAGAUUCCUCCGUUACUUAUGUAAUAUACGAAAUAUUUAACUAGAUCAAAUAAAAGGAUACGUGGUUAA